AUGAGCCUGCAGAAACGCGAGUCUCUACACCGGGAUCGCGUCGAAUUCGAGACUGCCGAAUUCCUGUACACGCGCAACCAGAUGUCUGCCGGGGACAUCAAUGUCUUAUUGGAUCUUUGGGCUGCAACCCUCCUGAAACAUAACGACAAGCCGCCGUUUGCAGACUGCCGUGAUUUACAUAAAACCAUUGACAGUACACCGGUGGGUGAUGUCAAAUGGCAGUCUUUCAGGGUCCAGUACACGGGGGAGAAGCCAGAACACAAUGUACCACUGUGGAUGGGUCAAUCUCACAACGUUUGGUAUCGAGAUCCCCAUGAGGUCGUUCAAAACAUGUUGGCAAACCCUGACUAUGCCAUGGAGAUGGCCUACCAGCCCUACAGUGAGUUCUCGACUGACAACGAUGAACGCCAAUGGCAGGACUUCAUGUCCGGUGACUGGGCCUGGAACCAAGCGGAUAUCAUUGCCAAAGAUCCGGAUACAACUGGCUCGACCUUUGUUCCGGUUAUACUCGGAAGCGACAAGACGACAGUUUCAGUGCCAACUGGCGCUAACGAUUACUAUCCACUGUAUGUAUCAAUCAGGAAUGUUCAUAAUAAUGUCCAGCAUGCACAUCGUGACGCUGUUGCCAUCAUUGGCUUCCUGGCUAUGCCAAAAACUACGAAGGAGCAUGCCUCUUGCCCAAAAUAUCGGAAAUAUCACUGGCAACUCUUUCAUUCCUCUAUCUCGAAGAUUCUUGAGAACCUAAGACCCGGCAUGACCAAACCAGAGGUUGUGCGCUUUGGUGACGGGCACUAUCAGCGUGUGAUCUAUGGGCUUGGGCCCUACAUUGCCGAUUAUGAAGAGCAGGUUCUAUUAGUGUGUAUAGUGCGCUCUUGGUGUCCAAGGUGUAUGUCACACCGCAAAAAUUUGGACUCUGAGUCGUUGUGUCGCAAUCGUGACCAUACAGAAGCACUUGUUGAAGAAGUAAACUCUACCGAUCUAUGGGACGAGUAUGGGAUCAUCAAUGACCUUGUUCCAUUUACAAAUGACUUCCCUCGAGCUGAUAUUCAUGAACUUAUCGCACUGGACCUCCUACAUCAAUUGAUUAAAGGGACCUUCAAGGAUCAUUUAGUUGAGUGGGUUGGAAAAAUCGCUGCGGUUGCUUCAUUCUCAGGUCUUCGACGUUUUCCACAAGGUCGAGGAUUCAAACAAUGGACCGGCGAUGAUUUGAAAGCGCUUAUGAAGGUUUAUCUACCCGCCAUUGAAGGUCACGUCCCAAUGGAUGUCGUGCGCACGUUUCGUGCAUUUCUUGAAUUCUGCUAUCUCGUACGGCGUAAUAUCAUCAUGGAAUCCACGCUGGUUCAAAUCCAGGAUGCUCUCAACCGAUUCCAUCAUUACAGGAAGAUCUUUGAGUCCACUGGCAUUGUUCUCACAUUCUCCCUCCCUCGACAACACUCUUGUUCCCAUUACAUCCUCCUAAUCCGACUGUUUGGAGCACCCAAUGGCCUUUGUGCCUCGAUCACUGAGACAAAGCACAUCAAAGCCGUAAAGGAACCAUGGAGGCGCUCAAGUCGCUACAAAGUCCUUGGUCAAAUGCUGGUGACAAACCAGCGCCUUGAUAAACUUGCAGCCUCGCGCAUUGAUUUCAAGAGCCGCGGGAUGCUGAAUGGCACUUGUCUGUCAGAAACGCUUCGAGCAUUAAAGCGGUUGCGGUUAAAUACAGAACCUCAUGCCAACCAGCCCGAUCAACCCAAUGAGAAGGGUGAAGUUAUCGACGGCCCAACAUUGGUGCAGGCCCAUGUUCAGUUGGCAAAAACACCCCAACGCAAUCGCGCACGAACUGUACCUGACUUAUCUGCGGAACUCACUAUCCCCCAUCUUUACAACCUCCUCCGCCGAUUCCUAUUCGAACAAGUUAACCCAGAUGACCAGCGGUCUCCCUUUGAAGUCCCGCUUGCAAGUUGUCCUCGAUUCGAUGGCAAGAUUCAAGUCUUCAACUCCGCAUCUUCGACAUUCUAUGCACCUAGCGACCGCAGUGGGAUUGGUGGCAUGUGCCGUGAGCAUAUUCGUGCUUGUCCUCUUUGGAGAAACGAGGCACCGCGAUAUGACUGCGUGUUUGUGAACACAGAUGCAGCACGAGUGAUGUGUUUUUUCUCUUUGACAUUCGAGGCAGUUUCAUACCCAUGCGCUGUGGUGUGUUGGUUUGACAAAGCCGAUGAUAGACCCGACGAGGACACUGGGAUGUGGAUAUUGGAAUCAUCCACAUUGAUUCUAUUUAUCGCAGCUGCACACCUCAUCCCAAUCUAUGGAACACAUACCAUCCCACAGGACCUCAAACACUACGACUCGUAUGAUGCUUUCAAAGCAUUCUAUAUAAACAAGUUUGCAGAUCAUCAUGCAUUUGAGAUCGCAUCUUAG
Messenger RNA from Suillus subalutaceus, 2397 nucleotides. RefSeq lists its product as uncharacterized. The coding region runs from base 1 to 2397 and encodes 798 amino acids. The transcript has 12 exons. The record is from RefSeq and is a predicted model, not a curated record. Lineage: Eukaryota; Fungi; Basidiomycota; Agaricomycetes; Boletales; Suillaceae.